AACGUUGUCAGUCAUUUCUCGAUUUCUGUAUUAUUUUUCUUUCCUCGGAAAUGUCCGAAACUCCGAUUUGUGAAGGUUUUUGAUCGAUGAGGGCUUCUCGAUUUUUGGCGGCGGCGGCGUCCGCCGUGAAGACCGGAUCGGCGAUGAGGAAACAGGUCUUAACAUUGACGGAGGAGGCGGCGUCUAGGGUUCGGCAUCUGUUGCAGCAGCGGCAGAAACCCUUCCUCCGGUUGGGCGUCAAGGCUCGUGGCUGCAACGGCUUGUCUUAUACCCUCAAUUAUGCCGAUGAGAAGGGGAAGUUUGACGAGCUGGUGGAGGAAAAAGGUGUGAGGAUACUUGUUGAGCCAAAGGCUCUGAUGCAUGUCAUCGGGACCAAGAUGGAUUUCGUGGAUGAUAAACUCAGGUCGGAGUUUGUGUUCAUCAAUCCAAACUCAAAAGGGCAGUGUGGAUGUGGUGAAUCUUUCAUGACGACAUCUAGUUCUGGAGCUGCAAAGCCGAGUGGUACUUAGCAAAUAGCACCGGAAAGAGUGCCUCAUUCUUCCACUCAUUCGGUACAUGGGAAAACAGACUGCUAGAGGAUCAAGGCUCCCAUUUACAAAGCAUUAGGAGAAAAAAAAAAAGGGUAUCGAAGAAAUGCUGACGAUCUGCCAAUAAAAGUUGAUUUUUUUUUAACGUUUGCAAGCAACUCUGCACAUAGUUUGUAAACUUUGUUUCAUCUUUCCUUUUAGGGUGUGUUGAUGUACGGCAACACGAAGCUUGAACUUUGUCAUAGCUGUUUUUUUUUUUUCUGAGCAAUGUAUUUAUGAUGAAAACGUGAAAAUCGACGCGUAUUUGAGAAUGAA
Molecule: messenger RNA, 842 nt
Organism: Tarenaya hassleriana
Lineage: Eukaryota; Viridiplantae; Streptophyta; Magnoliopsida; Brassicales; Cleomaceae
Product: iron-sulfur assembly protein IscA-like 1, mitochondrial
Exons: 4
Coding region: 87-509 (140 amino acids)
Biological process (GO): iron-sulfur cluster assembly
Cellular component (GO): mitochondrion; cytoplasm
Molecular function (GO): 2 iron, 2 sulfur cluster binding
Source: RefSeq, a predicted model, not a curated record